CCCAACACUUUUUUGGCUUCGCUUUUUGUUUUUUUUUUUGUUGGUUCAAAUUUUGAUUUCAAUCCUAUUUUUAGGUGAUGAUUUCUGACAAGAAUUUGGCAAACGCCGUCGGCGGCAAGACGGCUAGAGCCUGCGAUAGCUGUAUACGAAAACGGGCUCGGUGGUACUGUGCGGCCGAUGAUGCUUUCUUAUGCGAAGCUUGUGACUUGUCUGUGCACACGGCUAACCCAUUGGCAAGUAGACAUGACAGGGUUCGGUUGAAAACAGCAUCGUUCAAAUCCUCCGAUGGAGAAUCCGGGCCAUCAUGGCACCGAGGGUUCACUAAAAAAGCGCGGACGCCAAGGCACGGAAAGCCCGUGAAUCAUCAAACACCUAAAUCCGAACAAGAGUCAGCGAGAAACCCAUUUCCUCUGGUGCCGGAAGUCGGUGCCGACGAGACGACGUCGCACGAAGAAAAGGAAGAGCAGCUUCUUUAUAGGGUUCCGAUAUUCGAUCCCUUUCUUGCCGAGCUAUGCGCGAGUACGGCGACUUCGAAAGAUGAAGCGGUUGCGGCGGAAAACGCCAGCGCUAAUGGAAGCGAAUCUAAGUUGUCGUUAGCUAGUAACUAUGGUCACGACGGCGAAAACUUACAUGGGUGUCUUCCAUCUGACAUGGAUCUUGCUGAGUUUGCUGCUGAUGUUGAGAGCUUGUUGGGAAGGGGAUUUGAGAAUGAGUGUUUUGGCAUGGAAGGGUUGGGGCUAAUGGAUUGUAAAUUAGAGGAGGAGGGUUCUUUAGGCAGCGGAAGGGUAAUAAAGCUGGAGGAAGAAGAGGAGGGUACGGAAGCCGUUACGGCGUCGUGCCGGGUUGAUGAUACUGAGAUUGAUAUGAUGAGGGAACCCUUUGAAUUGAACUUCGACUACGAUUCUCCUGCCACGUGUGAGGAGGAAGAUGAGAAGGUGGCGGCUAAGCAGAAUGGCGGUGGACUUUCACUUGCAGCAGUCGAUGCAAAAAAGAAGAAGAAGAAGAAGAUAUUAUUGAAUCUGGAUUAUGAGGCGGUCAUCACGGCAUGGGCCAGCCAAGGGUCCCCGUGGGCCUCCGGUGACCGUCCGGAUUUUGACCCUGAUGAAUAUUGGCCAGACUGCCUGGGGAUUGGAGUUUAUCAUCCACACGGAGAAUAUGGUGGAAGUGGGGGAAACCCGACAAUGGGUGACGGAGGGAGAGAAGCAAGAGUGUCGAGGUACAGAGAGAAACGAAGAACGCGGCUCUUCUCAAAGAAAAUAAGAUACGAGGUUCGGAAGUUGAAUGCGGAGAAGAGGCCUCGAAUGAAAGGGAGAUUUGUAAAGAGGUCAUCCUUUGCAGGACCUGCUUUUCCCUUACUCACCACCAAGUAACUGUAACGUUCCCUGUAUAUUCCCAGUUUGCUUUGCACUCGCUAAUUAACUGGAAUAUAUUAUGUGUAUAAGGAUCCAAUAAAUAAAUUCAGAUUUCUCCUUCAA
Corylus avellana is the source of this 1475-nucleotide messenger RNA. Its product is annotated as zinc finger protein CONSTANS-LIKE 16. Gene Ontology annotation, molecular function: protein binding; zinc ion binding. The record is from RefSeq and is a predicted model, not a curated record. Lineage: Eukaryota; Viridiplantae; Streptophyta; Magnoliopsida; Fagales; Betulaceae. Gene Ontology annotation, cellular component: nucleus. Gene Ontology annotation, biological process: regulation of DNA-templated transcription.